GCACUAUAGUGACGUCACAGCACUGAAUUAUGUAGUUGUUAUCUAGUUAGUGUAACUCUGCUCAUGUGAUCUGCAGGAGCGUCUGAGGAUGACCGAUCAUCACAGAGACAUAGAGCGACUGAGACACACUCUUCCCGUCCAUCCGGUGACGUCAGCGCCCCUCAUCGCAGAUUUCUCUCCAGCGUUGGCCAGCACACACCUGCCCGCCGCUGUGAACCCGCUGCCCGCUGAGCUACAUGCCCGCCUCGCCCUCAUCAAACACACCGCUGAGAAGGACAGAGACUUCCUGCAGGAGGAGCAGUACUUCCUGGACACGCUGAAGAAAACCUCAUACAACUCUGUCUUCAACACAUGACCACACAGAGACGGGAAUCAUUUUGAUACGUUUUAUUUAAUAAACAUUGUAAAAAGACACUUUAUGAUCUGACGUCAAUCUCCAGCAUUCAUCAUGGUCACUGUGGAGCAUUUCUGCAAAAAGUAAAAAUGAGUCACUUCAGUU
Molecule: messenger RNA, 499 nt
Organism: Sinocyclocheilus rhinocerous
Lineage: Eukaryota; Metazoa; Chordata; Actinopteri; Cypriniformes; Cyprinidae
Product: fas-binding factor 1-like
Exons: 3
Coding region: 89-355 (88 amino acids)
Biological process (GO): cilium assembly; establishment of epithelial cell polarity
Cellular component (GO): ciliary transition fiber; centriole; ciliary basal body
Source: RefSeq, a predicted model, not a curated record